Centruroides sculpturatus (bark scorpion) is the source of this 1263-nucleotide messenger RNA. RefSeq lists its product as uncharacterized. Bases 203 to 835 code for a protein of 210 amino acids. The record is from RefSeq and is a predicted model, not a curated record. Lineage: Eukaryota; Metazoa; Arthropoda; Arachnida; Scorpiones; Buthidae. The transcript is spliced from 6 exons.
UAUUUCUGUUAAAAUAUAAUUAAUGUUGUUUUUAAUUUAUUAGGAAUUUAUUGUUGGAAAAUAUGACUAUUGUAUUGUUGUAGAAAGUGUCAUACCAAAUUCACCUGCAGCUGUAGCUGGUAUUAAAAAAAAUGAUAUUAUAAUAUCUAUUGGAGGGACAAAAGUUUGUGAUGUUAAACAUGCUACAAAAAUAUUAAAAAAUAUGGGAGAAAGAUUUUUGUUGUCUGUUGAGAGACAAUCUACUCUUAAAGUUUCUAGAUCUCAAGAAGCUCUUAACAGAGAGGUCUUGUUAGAAGAAGAUUUACUACGAGAAGAUGAUCUUGAAGAUGUUACACUUCAAACUUCAGUAGUUGAUGAUUUUGUUAAUAUCACUUUUAAAGAUGUUGGAUCUCAAGAAUCUCCUAAAAGAAAGACUUCAGUUACUGAAAAUACACUUACGACAAAUGAAUCACCUAAAAGAAGAGUAUCAGUUGGAGGUAUUGUACAAGAAUUUAAAUCAACUGAAAGAAGAAGUUCAGGAGAUGAAUUUGAAAAUUCUGACUUAAAGGAUCGUUUUGUAAAAGACACAGAUGUACUUGAUCAAUUAAACAGUUCUAAAGAAAAUAUUGUAGAGAACAUAGAGUCACAAAAAGCACAAAAUGUUGACUUGAAAAAGACACUCUUAAUAAAAGCAGUGCAGGAUCCAGUUUGGAAUGAAAAGUUUUUAUUUAAUAUCACUAAUCAUCAUCAUUUUUUAAAUCUUGGCGUUUGGUCACGUUCUCCCACUGCUUCACCUUUUACGAAAGCAUCAUCAAAAGGAUUGAAAGAUAACUUUUUAGGACAUGUGAGUCAAUAAAUUUUAAGAGUUAAAAUUUGCAAAAUUAUAUUUUUUAAAGUUAUAGAUAAUUUAAUUUCAAUUUUUAAAAUGUUAUUUAUGAGAUAAAUAUUUUAAGUUUACCAUUACAAAAUGUGAUCAUGCACUACAGUUUGCAAUAUUAAUAGCUUUAUUUUUAAAAGAUUACUUCCGUUAAAAAUACAAUAAUUAAAGACAAUAAAUUCAGACUAAUAUGAAUCAUUAACAUUUUAUAAUUUAUUAUGAAAAAUUUGAAAAUUAAUUUAAUAUCUAAGUAUUUUUAAAUACUUAAGAUCUCUCUACCAAGAGAAGCACUGUUUUAUUACAAAUUAGGUCUUAUAUGUACAGUACGUAUACGUGGUGUGUUCAAAAAGUAUCGGACCUUUGAUCGGCAAAAAUAAAUUUAUUGACUUUGAGGUACAAAAACCCUA